UAGCUGAGAAAGUAAUAUGGUAAUGUGCUUAGUUUCUCUUUUCAUACAGCACCUUUGUUUUGGAAUGUGUAUUUUUCUGUGAAAAGUUCCAAGACUGUUUACAGAUAUUAACAGUACGUUUGUUUUUAUGCAUCACUUUCAACGUGUUCAAGGGAUUUUCCAAAAGUUUAGGCAUAUUGUACAUUUUUACAGUUCUUGGUAACAGCAAGACAUUAGAUACAAAAAUUACCAUUAACAAUAACAAAUUCAUUGCAUGUGUCCAUUUACAAUCAUUUUUGUCAUGCCACACCUUUGGCUCAAUACCAUUGGGGUUUGGGCAUUUUAGGGUUAACCUGUGGCUUCCCUUUGCAAACCUAAGUUCUCAUAUUCCUCCUUUUCCUGAAGGAUCAAACUCAGAUUUCUCUUGCUUAACAGAAUUCACUGGCUGAUUGGCUGUGCUCUUUUUGCUAACAGCUAUUGGCAAGUCUUUCUUCUCCGUGCCAGCCAGAUAAUUUGCAUCAACACAGACAGGAGCCACUUCACCAAUUUUCAGAUUCUUCACUGCUACCAAUUCCAAGGCUGGACUUUGUUUUAACGAGAUACCAUUCAUUUUCACUAACAAGGUAGAUUCAAAGUGCUGUGGUCCUUCCCUCACCAACCAUUGCUUCUACAUGGAAUCAGAUCUUAAGUCCACUGAGAGACUACAAGUUAUGUCCAAAGUGCCUAGAGGUGAGAGUAUACCUGCCCUCCCCUGCAUUUUCAAGAGAUUAACUACCAAGCUGUUCUGCUCUGCAGACCCAGCUACCCAGUCUUCCUUCUGAACCUGAGACACAGACUGUUCACUCAGAGGAUCAGCAUGGAGAUAUUCCUCUCUCAACAACCUUGUCUCCCCAGCAAGCUGGCCAAACCCAGCCACUUGGUUAUAGGGCUUUUCAACAUUUUUAACAGCUUUUACUUCAUCUGUGCCCUUUUCAAAGCUAUCCACACUGGACCUUUCAAAAGGAAAGACAGUGGAUCCAUUCACCACAGAACAUUUCUGUGUGUUAGGAACCAAAACUUCCUUGAUUGAAUCACUUACAUACCUUCAGCUACAGCAAACUGCUUGCACAGAUUACCAUGAGGAUUUCUUUCUCCAGGAACUUCUGAACCUGGAAAAUUUUUGAACCUGAUCGACACAUCGGCCACCUCAUGGCAGAAUUCAACUUCACCCCCUCUGACUCUUCAAUGUUCAUCCUAACUGGCAUCCCUGGCCUGGAGUCUGACCACAUCUGGAUUUCCAUCCCUUUCUCUACAGUCUACUUCAUGGCCCUGUUGGGAAAUUUCACAGUUCUGUUUGUUGUAGGCAAAGAGAAGUCCCUGCACAAGCCGAUGUACCUGUUGCUCUGCAUGCUGGCGCUCACAGACAUCACCACAUCUACCUCCUUCAUGCCAAAGGCACUGUGUAUAUUUUGGUUCAAUUUGAAAAGCAUUACUCUGAAGGGCUGCCUCACCCAGAUGUUCUUCUUUCAUGCACUUUCUAAUGUGCACUCAGCCAUCCUAGUGACAAUGGCCUUUGAUCACUACGUUGCCAUAUGUAACCCUCUGAGAUACGCCACCAUCCUCACCAACGCACGAAUAGCUAAGCUAGGGCUAGUGGGUUUGAUAAGAGCUGCUAUCUUCAUUCUGCCUAUGCCCCUGCUUCUGAUAAGGCAGCCAUUCUGUGCCAACCGCAUUAUCCCACAAACAUACUGCGACCAUAUGGCUGUAGCUAAGAUGUCAUGUGGGGACGUCACAGUCAGCAGACUGUACGGCUUGGGGAUGGUGUUUAUACUCAUUGGAUUAGAUGUGACACUCAUUGGCCUGUCCUAUGGUCUGAUUAUCAGGGCCGUCCUCAGAAUCUCCUCCAAGAAAGCCAACCACAAAGCCCUCAACACCUGCUCAGCCCACAUCUGUGUGAUCCUCAUUGCUUAUCCUCUUGGACUCUUUUCCAGUCUGACACAUAGGUUUGGUCAGGGCAUCCCUCCGCACGUUCACAUCAUCUUGUCGAAUGUCACUUACCUCAUUCCACCCAUGCUCAACCCUAUCAUUUAUGGGGUCAAAACCAAAGAGCUUCGUGACAAAGUGCUCAAAUACAUCUGCAGAAUUCACUCACCUCAUGCUACUGACUUUAAACCCACAUGACAAGAGAGGGUUUUGGAACUGCACUAUGUUACCCUGGAUUUGAGGGGUGGUUACCACAGA
Malaclemys terrapin pileata is the source of this 2199-nucleotide messenger RNA. RefSeq names its product olfactory receptor 52P1-like. Gene Ontology annotation, biological process: G protein-coupled receptor signaling pathway. Gene Ontology annotation, cellular component: membrane. Bases 1168 to 2139 code for a protein of 323 amino acids. The record is from RefSeq and is a predicted model, not a curated record. Gene Ontology annotation, molecular function: olfactory receptor activity; G protein-coupled receptor activity. The transcript has 2 exons. NCBI's taxonomy places the organism in Eukaryota, Metazoa, Chordata, Testudines, Emydidae.